ACACCCUCCGCCCGGCGCCUGGACGGUGCGGAUGGCGUUGCCCAGCACCGCGUCGCCACCGCGGAGCCGAAGCUUUGAGGACCGCCGAGAGGACGGAGAAGGUUAUUCCAGCCGCGCGGGCGGGAUGGGGCAGGGACGGAGCGGAGAUGGGCGGAGAGCCGCGCGGGGCCCGACCCGCUCUCCCGGGGGUCCCGCCAGCCCCGCGGCCAGCGCACUCGGCCGAUCCCUGCAGAAGGACCCGCGAGCGCGCGGAGGUCGCUCCGUCUCUGCUCUCCCGCCCUGCUCGCUCUCCGACGGUGGGCUCGUAGUACUUUUCUGUGUUUCGCCAGCAACCGAGUUCUGCUUCCCUGCCCAUCCCCAUCGCCGCUUAAGUAGACCGUCGCGGUCCUGUCCACAGAAACGGCCCAACUGUUCCUUCUCCCACAGCGCCUCUUGGUCGUUUCCUACCAGCCUUUGGGGUCCUGCAGGAAUCCUGCCUGUCCCCAGGGGUGCUGGAUAGAAAUGUGCCAGGGUACAUUUCCAAGGGGUUUCAACGUCCCUGCAGUGUCCUUCCCCACACUGGUUUUAGUGACACUACGUACAUUUACGUAAUACACUACAUACAUCUCAAACCUAAGUAACGGUAUUGUUUUAGACCGCUGGCACAUCAGCUCUUACAAAAACAGUGGUGACAAGCCUAAACAUAAAUAUCUUAUAAAGAGCCAUUACAUUCUAAAAUUGACCUAUGUAUUAAAAAUGUAUAUACACCAAUUCACUCAACCCGUAACUAUUCUGUGUGUAUUGUGGAUUUUCCUCCUCCAAGCCAUCCUGAGUCGGAACGCAUUACUCUUCUGUAAUAUUAGCAAGGGGCCCCAGUCAAGCGUACCUCCUGGUGCCAUUGCAUAGGAACAGAGUAGGACUUGUAGCCAAGUGCACGUGUCAUCUACAAGGCUUCUGAAGGGGGACUUGGAAAACGGGCCUUAAUGCCCUCUUGCGUUUGAAUGGUGUGGACAGUGACUGCUUGACAGAACUGGCUGUCUCCUUAAGGACUCUUGAUGCUGUCUCUUUGAGCUUGGUGGUACUUGGCUUCUUGACUUGGCUGUUUCUCUUUUACCGGUGUAGUCUUUUGGGGAACUGCUGAUGGUUUUUAUGUUGAUUCUGGUGGGCUUGGAACUGAUGCUAAUUUUCCUUGAUAAAGAUGCUGUUAGCUGAGUCCAGUGAGGUUCUGGUAUUCCACAUGAUUAGCCCUUAUCCACAGUUUCGUGAUGAGCAAGAAUAUGAUGGGAUUAAUUGAUCUUCCCAUGAUUUCUAUUGCCCCAAGAGAAAUACAAAUGUGGGCCCAUAUUUUUAAAAAAGCUAGAAUCUGCUUCAGUUAGUGAUGGGAAACCACAACAAACAAAUCCUUCUGAACAUCAUUUGGACUAAAGGAAGCAGAAACAUGUGUCCUUUGGAUUUAGGGAAAUUUUCACUAUUUUUUUCUUUCUUUUUGUAUUACUUGAGAUAAGUUUUUUGAUACCAAACUUUUAAACCUAUCCCUGCUUAAAUGGAGAUUUAUUUUCACUUCCCUCCUUUUGUACUUCUUGUCUUCCUCUCCUUUUUUCUUCAUUUUCUCCCUUCAUGCCCCAAAGACUUCUGCCUGCCCAUUCUGCUUAGAAAGACUAGAAGACUCCUACUGCUCUCGUUUGGCACAUAUAACCACAGAGGUAAGAAGGAGGACUUGCUGUCCCAUACAGUCAUGACCUUCGGAAAGGUAGAUGCUCUUUAUUCCCUGGGCUUGUGGAGAACUUUAAUAGCCUGCCUCUCUUUCAUUUUAUAAUCAGGAAGGAAAGGAGACAAUCGAUUAGUGGCUAAUGUUUGUACUCCAUUCUGCAUGAGUAGGUUUCUGAUGUUACGUCCUGGUUGGUUAUCAAUGCUAUUUUCUCAAGAGCAAGAAAUUGCUACAUCCAGAUCUUGUCUGAAAAUUCUGAUAAUGUGUGAAAAAAUUCCAACACUCUUCAUCAGCAGGUUUUUCUUCGUGGAGCAAUACUUAAGUUACUGAUCACACAAUGUGAUCUUCAGGAAACAAAGGCAUUAACAGAGGGUACUGUGGAAUAGAACAUUAAAAAGCUCCCAGAUAAGCCAAGUGGUGGCACACACCUUUAAUCCCAAGCACUGGAGAGCGGCCAGAUCUUAGUUCCAGACCAGCUACAGAGUGCCAGGGCUAUACAGAGAACCCCUGUCUCACCACAACACCCCCCCCCAAAAAAAAAAAAAAGCAGCCUGUGCUUUUUGAGCCUAUCCCAUCCCUUGCCUGGGCAAAUCAGGAGAGUUGGCCCUGUUGGUGUGGGCCCAAGAGAGCUGGCGGGCAGACCAACUCCGCUGCCACCAGGCCCAGAUUCAGAGCUUUGAGCCCAACAGCGAUCCCAUCUGUGAACUGCUGGAGUUCAUGAAGGGGCUGGACCUGCAGAACCAAAGCUGCAGAAUGACACAGGGCAACAACCGGAUAUCUGAGAGGAGUCCCAGUAAGGAUGCAGUGUUGAUAGUGCAGCAGGAAACAGGACUGAACCCCACCCAAGACUCCCUGCAGUGAGCAUUCGAAGUAAAGCUGUUUGUGCAGAAGGCUGUGCUGUGUGACAGACUGCAGCUUCCAGGUGGAGAUUUUUGUUUGCUUCUUUUGCUUUCUUUGGAGGGCAGAUAUGGAGGGACAAGAAGAUGAAUAAGAUUGGGGUUCAUGAUGUGAAAUUCACAAAUAGUCAAUAAAAAGUUCUUUAAAAAGACCUCUGAGAGAGACAGGAUGAAAAGUAAAGCUUUCCAGUAGGUGUGUGUGACCUCACUCAGUUCUGUGUGAAGCGCACUAAGAGAGCUUAGUGGUGUUCCAGCUUUUUGCACGGGGUCACUUAUUGCUUUAUUUUAUGCCAUUUAUUAUCCAUAACAGAGGAGCCUUCUCAUGUGACUGGUACUUCUCUGCUGUGGACCUCUGAUUGGCCUUGGUGGCAUCCUGAAUAAAUUUGACCUCCCUUCGCUGGCAUGCAAGGCUGUCUAGCAUCUGGUCCCAGUCUUGCUUUCUGUUAUGUAACCCCUUCAACCAAGUCAGUACUCUGUAUGCCUGGAGUGAGAGGCUCCUUUAGCCAGCACCCGUCUGGGCACAGAGAUGAGGUAUGAUUACACAGAGCUGCCUAGUGUGUUCCUAGCCCUGUAAUUUUUCUGUCUUCUAUGUUUUCACUGUCUAGUCUUCUCUGCAGAAAUGUUUUUACACCUCUCCCUACCCUUGCACUCCUGCUCACUCACCCUUGGCACUAAUCUCGGUUACGGCUUCCAUCAGAAACCCAUUUUGUCCUCCCUGCGAGAAUUCAUUCUUGCCACCUCUUUUCUGAGGCCCUUCAUUUGAACCCCUGUUGGUGCACCUCAUACUGGAGACUUGUGUCCGUUUCCCUGUUCCUUAAAAAAAUGAUCUAACUUCUGUUACCAGGCUUAUAUGGCAAGCACUUUAGCUGCUGAGCCAUCUCAUUGGCUCCAUCAUGAUCCCUUGAGCAGACUGACCUUUGGACUCUUUUUAUUAUUUCAUAACCAGGAAGUUCAUAGAACUUGCCUUAUAGAAACAAGUUAUCUGCUGCACACCACGAAACUUCCAGAAGACCAGCAGUUGCUGCUGUGUAGAGUAGUGAUAUGGGCACACUCAUGUGGACAGACUUGCUGUUUAGUUGGGAAAGACAAAAAGUGAGUGCUUUUUCAGCCUGAGAAGUGGUUGGAUCUCUGCAGAGAGCUGUGAAGUACUGAUAAGAACUCAAAAACUUUCUACCCCAGGUAUUCUGAAUGGGAAGACUGCCAGCAUUGUGUUUCCCAGGGCUUAGUUUUCGUUUAAAAUCUGGUACAAAUAGAACAUUAGAAUUUAAAAAAGAAAAAAAGAGGAACUGUGGGUGGGAAGGCUGAACUUACAAUUCAUUUUCUCACAGGAACAGUCGACAUUUGUGGCUGGUGUCUUUUUACUCAUAUUUUUUCUUGAUUUAUUUGACAAAUUGUUAUGAAGAAUGCAUGGUUUGCCAGACUUAUGUAAUUUUCAGUCUUUUCUGGCAUGCAGAUUCAUAGUUUGCUUUUUUAACAUAUGUCAUUGAAUUUUCCUCAUACUAUUAAAUAUUAUCCUUCCAGCCAGGAAUGGUGGUUUAUGCCUGUAAUUUCAACUGUAGAGGAGGCUAAAACUGUAAGUUUGAGGAUAGCCCAGGCUAUAGAGUACAUUUCAAAAAACAAACAAACAAGAAAAACAUUCAGCAGUAUAGUAGUAUUUCAAUGUCCAGAUAUUUCCUAACUUACUUAAUUAACCCUUUGUGUGGUACACAUCGAUUUUUUUCCAGUUCUGUAUGUAACACAUAAGCCAAAGACUACUACCUGCCACGAAGAAUGUAGCUGACCUCCAAUGACUCCCACCUUAUCUUGCUCCCUUCCUGUGAACAUGACAGACACCACUCCCAUAUCUUGUUAUGUCACCGGCAAGGGACUCUUGCAGGUGUAAUUAAGUAGCUCAGUAGUUGGUUUUGAUGACUAAGACGGGAGAUGAUCUGGGUGAGACUGAGUUCACAAGAGCCCUCUGAAAGCAGUUAGGAGAGGAAGUCAAGGUGUGCAAGGCUGCAGAGGAGGCUUGUUCUCUGUUGUGCAAUGAAGGAGUCUAGAGACAAGGGCAGGGCGGAGGCUCUGGGUCCAGAGAGUGAUUCCUGGCAACAGACAUCACUACAGCAGCAAGGAGAUAAGUGCUGAAUGACCCCAGUGAGAACUAGUGCUUUCUUGGAGCCUCUAGAUAAGAGGCUGUCGUCCUGAUUUCUGCCUCUUGAGACCCUGGAGACCCAGCUGAGUUUUCCUGGAUUCUGACCUAUGGACACAUGAGAUAAUAGAUGGUUGCUGAGCUGGGAGGGGAUCAGUGGGUAGGGGUACUUGCUGCCCUUACAGAGGCCCUUGCAGGCCUCCUGUGGAGGCUCAGCUUCCAGCACCCAUGUGGUGCCUCACAAGCUGCAGGAUAUUUGAUCCCAUUGUGAACCCCGAGAUUCUGAACUGUAAAACCUGUUUCUUGUUUGGUGUGGCUCAGCCCUAGCACACACCUUUAAUCCAAGAGCUUUCUGUUCACAGGAUUUAAUAAGGUUAACCCUAGGUGAAGAGGCGGAGCAAGAAACCAUCUGACAGGGAUUAGGCUUCCAGUAAGGAGGGACUUAGAGUUGAGGGGAACUUUAGACAGCAUGGAGAAGCAGAAGCAGCACUGGAGCUCUUGAGCUCCUUGACCUUUGGCGUCAGGUCUCUAGCUCUUGGGCUUUUAGCUGUUGGCUUUUUUCUCCUCGGCUGUUGGGUGAGCUGGUAGGCCUUUUCCUCCUCAGCUGUCAGCUGAGCUAGCAAGCUUUGAACUUUGAGCUUUUGGCCUUUUCCUUCUGGAACAUGAGCUAAGUAGGAAGGUCAGCUGGGUGCUUUCUCUACCUCUCUGAGCUAGUAGGUUUUUACCCUAGCAUCUGGCUCCUGAGUCUUUUUUGGUAAAAUAGAAUGGUUGGGAUUCUCAUUCUUUUGAAAUGACACACUGCCUGUAACUCCAAUUCUAGAUAUAAUUUUAGACACAGACUUUCCGAGUUAAAAAGUUAUAAACAUUUUAACGUUUUUUCUCUAAUGUUAGUAAUUUGCUUUGUACCAAUGUAUGUGCCUCCUAACAAACUGUAACUGUGCUCUGGAAAACACUUGAUGUUGCCACUCGUAGGCAAAGCCAGACAUAUAAAGGAGGAUUGAUAUUUUCUUAUCACCUGUAGGAGUCUUUAGGGAGAGGCCCAUUACUUAGAGUAAUUGGUUGACAUCCAGAAAAUCAUCUCUAGCUUGUGGGACAGCAUUUCUCUUCUGCAGAGUGUUCAGGAGAAGACCACUGAGCUUACUAAAAUGGCGAGCAUCUGUAGCAAAUAUUGGUUACUGCCUUUACUCCUUGCAAAAGCCAACGCUGGCUGUUAUUCUGUGGGAGGUUGAAUAACAUCUAUUAUUUAGGCAGUAUUGAUGUUUAUAUUUUUCUAUAAACAUCUAGUCUAGUUUGUCUGGUUUACAUCACAUAUUUGAUUGUUUUAGGAAUGUAUUUUGCAGUGAAAUUUUUGGCUUUUGUUGUUGAAGAAAAUGACACUGUUGACUCAAGAAGGAAGUGGAACAGCUUCCUAAAUAAGGUACUGCUCUGCUCAUUUCAAUUUGAUCAAGACCAUCUCUCUGCAGUUGUGUAUACAGGCUUAGUGUUGAGUAUCUAAAGUGCUUCAGGGUUUGAAUCUUUUUUCUUCUUUCUUUCUUUCUUUCUUUCUUUCUUUCUUUCUUUCUUUCUUUCUUUCUUUUUCUUUUGAGACAGGGUUUCUCUAUGUACUCUUAGCUGCCCUGGGUCUCUUUUUGAAGAUCAGCCUGGCCUUAGACUCACAGAGAUCCAUCUACCUCUGUCUCCUAAGUGCCAGAAUUAAAGGCGUGCACCACCACCUCUGGGCUCAGAGUUUGAAUCUCUCUUUUUCUUUUUCUUUUUUUAUUAUCAUUUAUUACAGUUUAUUCAAUUUGUAUCCUGACUGUAGCCCCUUCCCUUGUCCCCUCCCAAUCUCACCCUUCCUCCCUCUAUUCCCCUAUGCCCCUCCCCUAGUCCCCCGGUAGGGGAGGUGGUCCUCCCCUUCCCUAUGACCCUAUCCUGUCAGGUCUCCUCAGGACUGGCUGCAUCUUUUAUUUGGAAUUUCACAUAGACUCUACAGGUUGAACAUCCCUAACCCAUACAUCACCUGGAUUUAAAAUAUGGAGGUUAGAGACUUUCAGUCUUUUUUUUUUUUCCUUUUUUUUUUCCCCUUUAGUUAGAAUGAACAAAGAGGAAAUUCAAGUCAGCGUUUCUGCAGCCCUUAUUUGUAUCUGACAAAUAAGGUAGGAGGAAGGGAGAAUUUUCUGAAUGCUGAUAUCAAACUAAUAAGAGCAAAAUAUUUAUAUAAGAGACACUCACAGGUUUGUAAGAAAAUAUGCAAGGAGUCCCCUCACAAAUGAACACGUGUUCUAGGGAAUGAGGUGACUCAAAUGGCCAAAUUCUGUUUGCUUAGAAAGCCUAGCUUGCCCUGUCAGCUAAAGAUGCUGUGGAUGUUCAUAGCAUCCAUAAUGGUCCAAUCUUCCAUAGAAACCUGAUAUUGCCUUUAAAAUGUGUUGUUGUUAAGAGUUGGAGCUGAGGAACAGUGGUCAAAGUUACCAAGUUUGGUUUUCAGCACCUGUGGGCCCGGGGAGCCAAGCAACUGGGGAGACAGCCUGGAGCAAGACUGAGAUGGAGGGGUGUCCAGAUGCUGAAAAUCUUGACACUGGCAGGAGUGGGACUGUUGGCUCCCUGUCCUGGGCCUGCAUGUCUCAGCUCACAGAGACUUAUGGCUCCCACCUCUGCCACCCUUGAGGUGGUCGCUCACUGGGUGGCCAGGUUACAGGUUAAACUUCCUCUUACCUUAUAAGGUCAUAGGCCUUCCCGGGACCUUGGUCCCAGCCAUGCGUACUCACGCCAAAGCCUCUACCCACUCUCCAAAGGUUUAAAUGGCCUUUGUCCCCCAAUUAAACAAGCCGUCCUACUGAAGCUGCCACUCGAGAAGCUGUGUUUUGCGCUCGCCACUGCCCAUGGUCCUGCAUUGUACCCACCUGCCUGGCUUAGCUUCACUCCCUCCAGCGCUGGUGUGUAAGCCUGGUACCCAAAGGAAGAAGCUAACAACAGGCUGGCAAGCACCCACAUGGAAGCCAGCUACAACCUCCAGGAACCCAGUGCCUCUUCUGACUUCCACACUCCUGGGCCCAUGCAGUAUGCAUGCCUACACUCAGGGACAUACAUGGGCAUAAAAUAAAAAUAUACACUGUUGUUGGGAAGCAGAGGAAGGCAGAUUUCUGAGUUCGAGGCCAGCCUGGUUUACAAAGGGAGUUCCAGGACAGCCAGGGCUACCCAGAGAAACCCUGUCUUGGGAAAAACAAAAGCAGUUGACUGUGUUGGUGUAGUAGGUGCUGACUUGGCUCGGAACACAGGAAACACAGGAUAUAAAGUGUGAUCAGAGAAGGCCCUCUCAAUAUGAUUCAAGUAUACUCUAAUACAAAGAAUAGAAUCUAGGCUGGACUAGAUUAUGAACUGCAUUCCAAACAUAACUGCAUGACCACUAAAACCCAAUUUUACCUACCUCCUUAUUUAUUUGGAUUAUAGGCAGCAAAUCAAUUUGAAAACAAAAGCCAUAAUGAUAUUAUUAUUAAGACUUUUUUUUACAACACCAAUUUAGGAGAAAACCCUAUGAGCUGUAAUUCCUAUGAUUACAAAUUACUCUUUUGAGUUGGACAACAGCAUUCAAGAAGCUGAAGUAUGAAAUUAUGAGUUCAAGGCCAGCCUUAGACUAUGCAAAGAGAUCCUGUCAAAAGAAAGGAAGGAAGGAAGGAAAGAAGGAAGGAAAGGGAAGGAAAGAGGGAAGGAAGCAAAAGGAUGCAUCGUGUCAUUUGGGAAGCAGGAACACUGGGCUGCCCACAUAACAAUAUCCACUUAUCAAACUAGCUUCUUCUUGUCUUGACCACAGCAUGCCCAGGAUAGAUUCUGGCAGGGGAACUGACGUCUGGGAGGUCAGUGUGAGUCUAUUUGGAGCCCAGUAGCUGUUCCCAUCCCAUGGCUGCUGCUUAAGAAGAGGACUUGUCAGCUAAGAGUGCUCGCUGCUCAAGCAUGAAGGUCUGUUUUAGAGCCCUAGCACCAAAAAAAGCAUGCACAGCUUCAAGCACCUGCAGCUGCCAUGCUGAGGCUGGGCAUGGAGACAUCUGCCCAGCCCAGGUGAAGAUGCUGUGCUCCAGGUUCAAUGGGAAACUUUGUUCAAGAAGGAAGAGAGUAAAGAGGAGCCCAACAUCCUCCUCUGACCUCCACCUGUACAUGCGCGCACGCACACACACACACACACAGAGAGAGAGAGAGAGAGAGAGAGAGAGAGAGAGAACACUGUUUCCAGCCUAUUUUUAAGUGCAAUUCAAGUCCCCAAAUCUGCAGUUUACAGCUGAAAAGAUAGGAAAGAGCGUGACAAUGAAAUCAUCAGCCCACAUUAGCCGGGCACUUUCUUUAACUGUUAAGUUCUGCUGGGCAUGAGGUUGCAUACUGUUAGACCUGGCCAGCAUUUGAGGCUGAAUCAAGGCCAGCCUGGUGUGUGUGCGUGCGAGUAUGUGUGUGUGUGCCUCUAACACUCUGAGUCUUACUGAGUGUGUGGCAGCUCUGCGAAGUCAGCCGCGCGGUUUCUCCCCGUACACCUAAAGGAGCCGAACCCUUAAUAGUGAAGUGACCUGGGACCACAUAAGUACUAAAUGGCAGUCACUUCUCAACAUCCAUCCAUGUCUUUAUACUAUGGCAAGUCACUUUUCGCCCUGCAGACACACACAUGUAGAGAGCCUGAGAGGGUAGGACCAUGGUCACUCUACUUCCUGUUUGAGUCGAUAGUUUUCUCCCUUACAUCCUCUUAAUAACAUAUUUAUUAUGAUGCAUGCUCUCAGGAAACACUGGGUAUUCAGGGACUGUACUAAACUGAUGUAAAAGUUACUGGAUUUUUUUUUAGCUUUGAGAGAGAAUGGGGUUUAGAUUUUUAAAUGGAAUUAUCAAUCAUCUGACUUGAGUAUUUCAAGUCAGACUCCUAUGUAUUUCUAGCAGACUCCUAUGAAGGAGACUGUCUCCUGUGCUAUUAAAAAUUGAGCUCAUGACUACUGUCUGUGAUUUUUUUUUUCUCUUUAGAGUCAGAGGUCAGUCUGUGACUUCAUGUAGAAAAUAGCCACCAAGCAUCUACCCAGGAUCACUUUUAGUUCUUUAAUUUUGGCAAGCACACAUUUUUCAGGGCAGAUUAAAUUUGCCUGAUGUAUUUUAGAAGUAUGUAUCGCAAAGGACAAGGGAGGGCCCACAGAGCAGAGCUGGCAAGCUUUAAUGGCGGUGAGCAUUUCAGAAGGGAAGCAUGCACCUGAAGACUUUGGUUACUGCAUUUCCAGAGACUUCUUCCAAUCUUUUUCAUUGUCAUUCAGAGCAUAAUAGUGUUUUCUUGAUAUCCAGUUGACAUGGUGCUAAAGUGCCUUUUUCCUUGGUAUUUUCAAGAAAAAAGUAGGAGUAUGCCAUUUUUGUUCUUCUGUACCCUUGAGGACACUAGAACUUAAUGGGUGAUAUUUACCAUGAACAUUUCUCAAAGUUUGUUUCUUGUCUCUGAGCCUGCUGUGGAGAAUUAGUACAAGGUUGAAGCAUGCAUGGAUAAAAUAGAUCGUCUUAAAGGAUUGCAGCUCCAAAAAUACACCAGCAGGACUGGGCAGGUUUGACAUAAUGACGUCCUAUUUUAGUCUGACUUCUGGAACUCUGAAGAACUAUGAAUUGAGCCACAGGAGCUCCGAAGAAGGAGCCUCUUCUGAUCGCAUAGAGGAUGUUCUUCAGACUCUGAAAAGAUUUGUUUGUUGUCGGUUUUCUACAGAAUGAGACUGUUGGUACUUAUCAGCUUUAAUAGAGGAAAUGAUAGAAAGCCUUGGUCCAUAUCAUACUGAAAGCCAAGUUUGACUUCAGAAACCAGGAGCUCCAAGCGGGCGUGUGCACAAGCAGCAGCCGAGAUGGCAGAGGCAGCUGUGGGUGCUGCGGCUCAGCCGGCAGCCGUGAGGAAGAAGAAGAGCCUGUCCAUUGAGGAAAAGAUUGACAUCAUAAACGCAGUGGAGAGCGGCAAGAAAAAAGCAGAGAUCGCAGCUGAGUAUGGAAUAAAGAAAAAUUCCUUGUCAUCCAUUAUGAAAAACAAAGACAAAGUUCUAGAAGCCUUUGAGUCUUUGAGAUUUGACCCCAAGAGAAAAAGACUGAGAACAGCAUUUUAUACGGAUCUGGAAGAGGCGCUGAUGAGGUGGUAUCGGAUCGCUCAGUGUCUAAAUGUCCCAGUCAACGGUCCGAUGUUGCGUCUAAAAGCUAACGAUUUUGCCCAGAAGCUGGGACACAACGAUUUUAAGUGCAGCAAUGGCUGGCUGGACCGUUUUAAGUCCAGGUAUGGCUUGGUGUUUAGAGCGCAGCCUGCAGAAGCCACGGGGAUGCCCGUAGACCCCUCUACUGUCUGGUACCAGAACGUCCUUCCCUAUUACCUAAACGAUUAUCCCCCGGAAAACGUCUUCAACGUGAGAGAGACGGGGCUGCUCUACCGGCUGCUACCGACAAACACCUUUGCCUUCCGCGGGGAAACAUGCUCAGUUGGAAAGCUGAGCAAAGACAGGAUAACCCUGGCGGUUGGUGCGAAUAUGGACGGCUCCGAGAAGCUCCCUCUGCUUGUCAUCGGGAAGAGCCGCGCCCCACGCUGUUUCAAAGGUAUGAAGUCCUUGCCCGUGUACUACGAAGCCAACAGGGCGGCCUGGAUGACGGCGGCCAUCUUUGAGCAGUGGAUGCUGAAGCUGGACGAGAAAUUCCAAGCCCAGAAACGAAGAGUGGUGAUCUUCGUUGAGUCUUCUCCGGCACAUCCGGAGGUGAAAAACCUAAAGUCCAUUGAGUUAGCGUUCUUCCCGUCGUGCCUGGCUUCCGAGUUUGCGGCCAUGAAACAAGGUGUUAUUAAAAGCCUUAAAAUCAAAUACCGCCAUUGCCUUAUCAAGAAAUUUUUAAGUUCUGUGGAGAGCAGCAAGGAGUUCACAUGUUCUCUAUUAGAUGCGGUCGAUACGUUGCAUCUCUGCUGGAGAGCUAUAACGGCGGAGACCAUUGCCAGAAGCUACGAGGAAGCGGGGUUCGCGUCUCCCGGCGGGGAAAAGGAGCCGGCCACGGCAGAGAGCGACGCUGCUCCCGACCUGGCGGCCGGCGCCGCGGGGGCGGCCGUGGAGUUUCCCGAAGGCUUGGCCAUGGAGGAAUACGCUGCCCUGGACGAGGACCUGGAGACCUGUGAGGCCGCGGGGGCCGGCGCGGAGAGCAGCGGGGAGGGCGGACAGGGCGGAAGCGGAGUCUGCGCUUCCGACGAGGAGGACGACGACGGCGGGGCUCCAGAAGCGGACCCGCCCUCCCCGUCCAAGCCCGAGGCCGUGGCCGCCGUGCGCGCCCUGAAAAGCUUCCUCAGAAGCCGCGACGCGAAGGCCGAGCUUCACGACUCCCUGGCAGACCUUGAGAACUUCAUUAACGCUGCGCCGCCUAAGUAGCCAGGCUCCGCGGCUCGGCAGCGGCUUCCCCGGGAAUCUGAGGAACGCGGAGAGGGGAAGCAGCGCUUCCGAGAGAGCAGAGCAGCCCUGCCGAAGGGCAAAGCCCUUGAUCUGCAUAGCAGGGCGCCUAGAGGAAAUGCACAGCAGGAGAAAGGCACUGCAAGGGAGACAGGCAGGCCCUGCGCGCCUCAGCUGACAGAGCCUUGGUUCUUGCCCGCCUUUCACCCCCAGGAAACAGCUGAAGGAGUUUCCACCAACAUUCCAUACACCUUGAAGAUCACCAUCAAGGUCACUGGAGAGAGUUAUGUGAAGGCCAGGAUGGCGGGACUGAGUGCUGUUGUGGCCCGGCGCUCCUGCAGUGAGCAGCUGCCAAUGCCUGCCUGGUCUUGGGCUGGGAUGCUAUUUCAUCACUGCAUCCCCAGGAAGACGUCCCU
Meriones unguiculatus (Mongolian gerbil) is the source of this 12503-nucleotide messenger RNA. It is a transcript of the gene Tigd4, whose product is annotated as tigger transposable element derived 4. Gene Ontology annotation, molecular function: DNA binding. The coding region runs from base 10531 to 12069 and encodes 512 amino acids. Gene Ontology annotation, cellular component: nucleus. Lineage: Eukaryota; Metazoa; Chordata; Mammalia; Rodentia; Muridae. The transcript has 2 exons. The record is from RefSeq and is a predicted model, not a curated record.